CAGACAAGAGAGACGCUUCAGCUGGUGUGGAGCUCCGUGUGGACCCACCGAGACAAAAGCACCGAGAGCUUCCACUCACGAUCGCAGGCUCUUCUUUUUCUCCGCCUGUCGUUUUGUGUCGUUUGGAUUAAGAGCUGAUCCUGGAGCAGCGUUUUCCCGAUGGUGAUCGGAUACUUGACCUGGUGAUUGUUCACGCUAGCGCCAUGAGUGGGCUACUCAAGAGGAAGUUUGAGGAGGUGGAUGAGGACCCGGCCUACUCCUCCCCAUCCCCCUCAUCCCUGUCCUCCGCCUGCUCCGGCUGGGACUCCGAGGGGGAGAGCUGCUUCUCUGACACCCUGGAUUCCACUCCCAGCAACCCCGGUUCCCCGGCAACAAACUUCACCACUACGUCCAUCCUCAAGAAAUCCAAGCGAGCGCGACGCAGCAACGUGACCUUUGACCAGGUGACCGUCUUCUUCUUCCCACGGUGCCAGGGCUUCACCAGUGUUCCCAGCAGAGGUGGCUGUACUCUGGGCAUGAUGCAGCACCACAGCGCUCUGCGCACCUACACGCUGGCGGAGUUUGCUGUGGAGCAGCGGGCGCUGCGCCGGGAAAAGCUGCUAAACCGGCUCAGGGAGGAAAAGCUGGAGGCACUGAAGCUUAAGCUGACCAAGAACGGAACUCAAGACAGCGAGGAGGCCGAGCGACUGACCGUGGACGACAUUCCAGAGCAAGACAUCGACAUCAGCACGACCAACUUGGAGGAAGGUUCUUUUCUGCAGCCGUACCCAUCCAAACGCCGCUACGCUCUCCUCAAGGCAGCGGGUGUCAAGAAGAUCGACAAGGAGGAGAAGAGGCAGCUGCACGAGCUCAGGCUGUCCAGAGAGAACUGUGGCUGUGACUGUCAGGGUUUCUGUGAGCCGGAGACCUGCAGCUGCAGCCUGGCAGGAAUCAAGUGUCAGAUGGAUCACUCGUCUUUCCCAUGUGGCUGCACUAAAGAUGGCUGUGGCAACACAGAAGGCCGAGUUGAGUUUAACUCCACCCGUGUGCAGACGCAUUACAUCCACACCAUCAUGAAGCUGGAGCUGGAGAAGAGACUGGAGGAGCAGUCCAGCACGGAGGAGGAGCAGGAAGAGAAGGGAUGCGUUCACUCGGUCCCUGCCACGCCUUCCUUUACCUUCAACUCGGAGCUGGCGGCGGGCGGAGAGAACAGCUGUAGCAGUGACAUGACAGACUUGUCGGACUCUUCGGGCCACAGCGAGGACUCGGAAGUCGCGGAGAACCGGUGCGACAACCGGACGCAGCUGGACGUUGGCGAAAAAGGUCUCAGUCGCAUUCUCAGCUUCAGUGAAGUUGAAGAGGCCGAGGAUCAGGGCGGCAAUGUUGCUAAGCAGGAGCAGCCGUCCACGGAGGCGUUCAGUAGCUUUAGCAUGGCGGACUUUGCUGACGAGAACGAUAACGUAGACGUGGAACUGCUGGAGGACCACACAGACAACAGAGCCAUUUCAGAACUUUUAGACGAGAACGCAAACCAGGGGAACGCUUUGUUCCACAGCAGCAGCGUCCCACACACGCCCUCGCCCACCGUAGACAGAAUGGCAAGCUACAACAUGGACCUCAGCCUCUCUUCUGAGUCAGACUUGGAGUUUUUCGACGGCUUUCCCUGUCUCGGGCCCACUUCGCUUUACAAUUCCCUGAAGGAGUACGAACACAUGGACAACUUCUUUCAGUUUCAGUUUUCUAGUUACCCGAAUGCACCCCCUGCCGCUGACCCCGGAACCUGCCUGCUGGAGUCGCUCAUCGGCCUUUCUGAAUCCGUCCCAGAACCCCCCACCACAUUCACAGACAAUCAGUUGCUAGAGGAAGCCAUGAAACUGUCUGUAAUGGAAUCUGUGAAAGUCUGAAAAAUCCGUGGAUGUAUUUUGCUGGGGGAGUGUACGUGCACAUACGAUGUCAACACUUUUUUUUUUUUUUUCUUUUUGGAGGAAAGCUGUGAUUUCCCCGUCUGCCUGACACGUGUGUAGACUCCAAACUUGCCUUCAAAGCAGUUCUGAGGCUGGGUUGCUAUGUGAGUUGGCAGCUAGAAGUGAAUAAGAUGCAAAACAUCGAUCAAACCUGUGAGUGAAUCUCUCACUUCCUAAGAAAGCUCUUGUAACCAAACCAGAAACGCCAACCCUGAAACAGGAUUAACUUUUGGGGGGAGGUUAGUGUCCACACGGCUGAAUGUGCACCUCAGGGAUUUUUAUCUAGCUUUUUGGGGAGUCCUCAUGCGGUGACUAUUGCAGUAAAGGGCAUGUUCUUCCUGCCUUCAAGGGAGCUUGAGUUGGAACUUGGGCCGCGGUCACGUCGCAAGUCAUUUGGUUUAGGAAACUGUUGGAGUUAAGAAAAAUUCUUGUGAAUUUGAUGCAUAAAUUGAAGUUCAAAUCUGAACCUCCAACAUCACAUCUAAACCCAACGCGUUGAAUGGUCUACAACACUUGUAGUCCAGCGUGAAGAAUAUGGGAACACUAAUUCUAAGAUGAUGCUACAUGACCUCAUCCUUGUCACGUGACCGUGGGCCCAGUCCUCCGCUAGUCUCCUCCGACUCGUCGUUGAUGUCUCCAACGGGUCUUACAUGGUACAAAAAUCCCUCUAAAAUCUCAUCAGUGAGCACUUUAUCUGUGAAAAUGUAUGAAUUUAGGCAUUGUUUGGGUCGGGGAUGGCCGACUCAGCGUUUCUGAACAACAUGUUUAUCUAGGAGAAGUAAAAAAAGGAAAAAAAAAAGCUCAUACCGUAAUCACCUAAAGGAACGUUGCCUUCACUGUCUUUCUAUUAAAUUAUUUCCUUUACCAUCUUUUUAUUUUUUUUUCUAUAAUUUAUUUUCACAGAACUUUCAUUUCAGAUGCAGCACUGUGGUUUGAUAUUUUCACCUGGAAGUGCAAUGUUCUAAUUUUUAUGUUCCAUAUCGCAUAUUUAAUAUCUAAUACAUUUAACUUUAGUAACUUAUCUUAUUAUUUCACGCGUUAUUUAAUGAUCAGAUGGCAAUAAUGAGCUGUUUAACUGGAUGUGCCUGAUUGUGAAGGGAGUCAGGCCGACCAGCGGUGUGUGUGUGAGUGUGUGUGCGCACGAGCGCACGCACGCACACACAUGCACGGUGCUUCCAUGUGAGCUUUGGGACUGAAAACUGUGGAAUCUCCCGAAUCACUGAAAUUAAAUUAUGGGUCUAUUAUAUUGCUGCCUAAUGAUGUAGACAAAUGACACUAAUAUUUUGUAACUUAUGUAGCUGAACCAGAGAAUUCUAAUCACUGACAAAUUGAAUAUUUUAUUAAGAAAGGGGUAAUUUUCAAUCUGGGACGACCUUUGUUAUAAUAUAUAAGAAGUAUUUAUGAGGGCUCUCCUGCAUUCUGAAGUAUUUUAAUAGGCAGCCUGGAUAGAUAUCUUAAACAGAAAGAUCAAUUUGAUUGUACUCUGAAUAUUUUGGAAGUUUGUGACUCGGGUUACAGUGUGUAACCACUUAAUCAUGUACAAAAGGCCUUUGUGGAUAAAAACUGCAUAUAUUAUACAAUUUUUAUCGUGCACACGAAGCCUGAAUAUGAAGAGAUGCCUCCUUUAAUUGUAGAACAAAAUGUGUUCAAAGGUGUGAGGGACGCGAGUCGGUGUACAUAUCUCACUCUUUCUACUGCUGGUUCUUCAGCCUUUCCAACCAUGCAUGCAGGUCCUGUUUGUUCAAACUCAGUCAUUGUAUAUGUGCUGACGUGCACAUCGGAAAUGUAUUAUUCGCUUUUUGCCUUUUCAUUACUUUGGAAAUCCAUUUCUGGUGUCUCGGCGAGAGUGCCCCUUUUCCAGAUUUGUUUGUAUAAAAGAAGCUAUUCUCAAGAAGAACUGUCAACAGUGAGUGUCUAUCGAUGAAAUGUAUUACAGUACAGCUUUUUUAAUUUAAAAAUCAACGUGUCUUAUUUUAUUUGCCUUUUGCGUUGUACAUACUUCUGCUUGAAUGGUCCUGCCGAGCAAACAAAGCUGCUUAUUUUUUACACCUUCUCACUUCAAACUUGCUGUUAACAGUUUCUGUCAUCCAAGCCAUUUUGCCCGCCUGUCCCUCCAAGUAAUAAUUAAAAAAAAAGUUUUUCUAAAGUUUGUCUUUGUCUGUUCUAUUCAUUCAAGUUUUUAUGGGCAUUCCCAUGAUUCCCUUCAUUGGG
Molecule: messenger RNA, 4154 nt
Organism: Synchiropus splendidus (mandarinfish)
Lineage: Eukaryota; Metazoa; Chordata; Actinopteri; Syngnathiformes; Callionymidae
Gene: csrnp1b
Product: cysteine-serine-rich nuclear protein 1b
Exons: 5
Coding region: 204-1883 (559 amino acids)
Biological process (GO): regulation of transcription by RNA polymerase II
Cellular component (GO): nucleus
Molecular function (GO): DNA-binding transcription factor activity, RNA polymerase II-specific; sequence-specific DNA binding
Source: RefSeq, a predicted model, not a curated record